This is a messenger RNA of Fukomys damarensis (Damara mole-rat), 2289 nucleotides long. It is a transcript of the gene Rec8, whose product is annotated as REC8 meiotic recombination protein. The transcript has 20 exons. The record is from RefSeq and is a predicted model, not a curated record. NCBI's taxonomy places the organism in Eukaryota, Metazoa, Chordata, Mammalia, Rodentia, Bathyergidae. Gene Ontology annotation, molecular function: chromatin binding; protein binding. Gene Ontology annotation, cellular component: synaptonemal complex; cohesin complex. Gene Ontology annotation, biological process: mitotic sister chromatid cohesion; synaptonemal complex assembly; replication-born double-strand break repair via sister chromatid exchange. Bases 441 to 2234 code for a protein of 597 amino acids.
UGUGGCUUGGUGACAGGAACAGCGUUCCAACCGAUGCUGGCUCCCCAUUGGCUGUCCACGACACAACUCGCCUCCAAGAGGAGGUAGGUACAAAGGCUCCUCAGCACGUGCUCCGCGCUCCGCGCUCCGCACGUGGUGACCCAGCCCCACGGAAGGGCCACCCGGACUGAGUGCGAGACCCAGGAGUGAAGAAGGCCUGCUGCAGAGACCACCUGCUCCCUCAGUCGCUGCUCAGUGGCCCACCUCGGGCCUCCCCUCGGAGUGCAGCAUCUCCAUUCUGGAAGCGCAUUUCCACCUCCAAUUGAUUCAUUUGGCGUUUGGAAUCCAUCCCCUGCGCCUCUUGCCAGGAUCCUAACCUGGUGCUGGGAAACUCGGCUCUAAAGAAUUCGGAUUGAGAUCCGCCCUAAGAGGGCGAGUCCAGGUUGAAUCCCAGAGGGACCAUGUUCUACUAUCCCAGCGUGCUUCAGCGCCACACCGGCUGCUUCGCCACCAUCUGGCUAGCAGCGACGCGCGGCUGCCGGUUGGUGAAACGCGAAUACCUGAAAGUGAAUGUGGUGAAGACCUGGGCGCCUCAUUCCCGCAGCGAGGAAAUCCUCAACUACGUCCUGGUACGAGUGCAACCGCCGAUGCCGGGCCUGCCCAGGCCCCGCUUCUCUCUGUAUCUCUCUGCCCAGCUCCAGAUAGGCAUCAUUCGGGUCUACUUCCAACAAUGCCAGUACCUUGUGGAGGACAUCCAGCACAUCCUGGAGCGCUUGCACCGGGCUCAGCUGCAGAUCCGCAUCGAUAUGGUAGAGGCUGAGCUACCCAGCCUGCUGCUUCCCAGCCACCUGGCCAUGAUGGAGGCCCUGGAAGAUGCUCCAGACCCCUUUUUCGGGAUGAUGUCUGUGGAUCCUACACUUCCCAGUCCUUUUCAUAUUCCUCAGAUUCGACGUCUUUUAGAGGCUGCAACCCCAGAGAGAGUUCCUGAGGUGAUACCUCCUGAAGUUCCUACAGAGCCCAAGAAGCCAGAAAGGCCCUUGGUCACUGUGCUGCCUCCUGAGGUCAUCACACUCCGGGAGGUGGAGCCCAUACGCAUGCUGCGGAUUGAGGGUGAACAGGAACUCCCAGAGGUCAGCCGACGAGACUUGGAACUGCUGAUCGCAGAGGAAGAUGAAGCUAUCUUGGUAGAGGAAUAUCGGAAAGUCAGGCCUCCCCGGAAGCCUACACUGGAUGAGUACAAGGAAGAACUCCGGGCCCUGGAGGGUGACAUUGUAGUCCCCUCAAUAUCACCUCCAGCUCCUGCACAGAUAGAGCCACUUCCUGGUCUGGUCCUGGCCCCUGAAGAGCUGAAACUGGAAGGCUGGGAGCCUAGUGCCCUAAUCACUGAGGUGACUCCCCCGCCAGAGCUGCGUCUGCCAGCCCCGCCGAGUCCAGAGAGGCCGCCCCCAACUCCUGGGCGCCCACCACCUCCACGCCGCCGCCGCCGCCGCCGCCAGCUACUGUUCUGGGACAAGGAAACACAGAUCUCCCGGGAGAAAUUCCAGGAACAACUGCAAACCAGAGCCCACUGCUGGGAGUGUCCAAUGGUCCAGCCUCCUUCGAAGACAAUUACAAGCCCUGUGGAGCUGUUCAGAACCCCAGCUCUCUCUGGCUGGCUACCCCCAGAACUACUGGAUUUCUGGACCCAUUGUGCCCAGAUUCCCCGAAGAGUGCUUAGACCAUCCCUAGAAGCUGAAGAGGAGGCUGCUGCAAGGGAGGCAGCAGCUGAGGAGGAAAGGAGAAAGACUGAAACUCCGAGUGAAAUUGAGGUCCUCAGAGAGGCCCAGGAGCCUAGUGGUCCCCUCAUGCUGUCUUCAGAGCUCUCUCUAGAAGCAGCUGAAGAGGAGAAGUCCCGAAUCAGCCUUGCCCUACCAGAAGAAAGGUGGGCCUGGCCUGAGACAGAGCAGCCAGAGCCCCCUGUAUUGCCAGUGGUGCCUGAACUCCCUGAGGUGCCCAUGGAGCUACCCUUGGAGCUGCCCCUCGAGCCCGAGCUCCUCUCACUGGAGGCCGUGCACAGGGCGGUGGCACUGGAGCUCCAGGCCAACAGGGAGCCCGACUUCAGCAGCCUCGUGUCUCCUCUCAGCCCUCGCAGGAUGGCUGCCAGGGUCUUCUACCUGCUCUUGGUGCUCUCAGCACAGCAGAUUUUUCUUGUGGAACAAGAGGAGCCAUAUGGGCGCCUCCUGAUUCGGCCUGGGCCCAGAUUCCACUGUGGAUAGAGCCUGUGUACAAGGCUGCUAAGAAACUGGCUUCAUUAAACCAUGUCCUGUCUCA